Molecule: messenger RNA, 2067 nt
Organism: Strongylocentrotus purpuratus (purple sea urchin)
Lineage: Eukaryota; Metazoa; Echinodermata; Echinoidea; Camarodonta; Strongylocentrotidae
Product: sialin
Exons: 11
Coding region: 22-1665 (547 amino acids)
Biological process (GO): monoatomic anion transport; transmembrane transport
Molecular function (GO): transmembrane transporter activity
Source: RefSeq, a predicted model, not a curated record
AAUUGACAGAAGAUUGUGAAGAUGGGUUCGCCUGAUCCAAUCGAAGAAGACUGCAACCACCGGCCCGACCACGGCCCAAAUAACGAGACCAUUUCGGCAAGGAACGCCCACGACAAUGGCUACGAUGACGAUUGGCAUAGCAUAGAACUUGGAGAGAAGAAACCAUUGUUGGGCGAUAAGGAAGGUCAAGGAAGAAAGGAAGGCGGAUGCUACGUACCAAAACGUUAUGAACUUCUCUUCCUGGCUUGGUUGGGCACGGCUAUGAUGUUUGUUAUGCGUAUCAACGUCAGUGUUACAAUGGCAGUGAUGACGAACGCCACAUUCACCACGCAGGCAGAGGACCCGAAUCGGACAGCGAAAACGUGCCGGUCACCAAACAGUACAAGUGAAGACGAAAAUGGACAGGCAUGUUCACAUAGCGUUGAUAUAGCCGAAGUCACACUAGGAUGGCUACCGGAUGGAGGCGAGUUCUUAUGGUCUAGUCAUGAGCAGGAGCUCAUACUUGCUGGUUUCUUCUAUGGCUACGCGGCCGCCCAGAUACCCGGUGGAUGGCUGACAGAUAAGAUCGGAGGCACUCGGGUCUUCGGAAUAUCGAUGUUCCUUUCGGCCGCCGUCAGUUUACUGAGCCCGAUUGCCGCGAAACUGGGCUACUCGUACUUUUUUGCCGUCAGGAUCUUGUGUGGUAUCGGAGAGGCGGGUACAUUCCCAGCUCUAGGCUCCAUGGUGGCACGCUGGUUCCCUCCACAAGACUUCUCUGCAGCCUUCUCAAUUGCACUAUCUAGUGCCAAAUUUGGGACAUUCAUCGGGACUGUCUUGUCGGGCCUCAUAUCCGGUUCAGACUUGCUUGGUGGAUGGCCUAUGACGUAUUAUGCUUUUGGUGGAUUCUCUUUGGUUUUGGUCGUGGUCUGGAUGGCUCGUAUCUAUGAGACACCGGGCCGUCAUCCCAGGAUAUCAUCCAAAGAGAAGCAGUAUCUAUCAACAACCGUUAUCACAGAGAAGACGGAGAAGAUCUCCAUACCUGUUGUCGAUAUGUUGACGUCUAUCCCUGUUUGGACCAUAAUCGUCACCUCUUUCUGCGGUUCCUGGACCAAUCAGGCAAUGUUUACAAAUCUACCCAUCUACCUCAAGCAUGUUCAGGGAAUGGAUAUUGAACUGAUUGGUAUCGCUGCCGCCAUUCCAUUUGCUGUCGAGUCCUUCUUCUUGGUAGUUGGAGGAAUGAUCAGCAACAAGCUGAUAAAGCGACAGGUCUUAGGUGUAAUAACCACAAGAAAGUUAGUAACCUUUAUUGGAUUUGCUCUGUCUGCGCUGUGCUUCCUACUCCUAGCCUACGUUGGUUGCGACACCGUUCUCGCCGUCGUGUUCAUGAUUGGCGCAGUUGGCUUCAACGGAAUCUGCACCUGCGGCUACUACGUGAACCUGAUGGACAUAGCUCCUAGACUUGCAGGAAGUCUUAUCGGUUUGGUCAACUCUUCUUCUGCUUUUUCCGGAGCCAUUAGCCCGUAUGUCGUCGGUGUUCUUACUCCAAACCAGUCGGACAUUACAGGUUGGCAAACGGUUUUCAUCAUCUGCUGUGGAAUAAAUUCGUUCGCGUGUUUGGUGUUCCUGGUCUUUGGAUCUGGAAAAGAGCAGAAGUGGGCCAAGCAACCAGGAAAGGACGAUUCCUGAUUUGUUUUGAUUUCAGAUAUGACGCAAUAAGCCGCAAUAGUUAAAAAGAAAAUUGCCGCGGUUUGAUUUUUAACAUGUAAAUGGAUUGCAACUGCGCACAACAAAAGGUCCUACAUGGAUUCACUGAGCUCUUAUAAGAUACAGAAAUGUGUGAAGCGUAUGACACUUUAUGUCAUUAAAAAAAAAAUCUUAUCUGAAAAAGGCUGCACUGUGCCAAAAUGUUUUGCUUCUUGCGAAAUAUUACCAAAACAUAAAGCUUUCUUUUCAAACACCUGCACUACUUUAACCAGAGCUUAUCCCAAAAUGCUCCUGUAAUAAAGUUGUGGGAAAUGUUUUAGCCUUUAUAUUUAUAUCAAACGUUCCAGCUUUAUUAAGUUUCAUUCCUGACAAUUAUUUUUUUUU